This is a messenger RNA of Sphaerodactylus townsendi, 5931 nucleotides long. RefSeq names its product translation initiation factor IF-2-like. Gene Ontology annotation, biological process: calcium ion import across plasma membrane. Bases 1 to 1743 code for a protein of 580 amino acids. The record is from RefSeq and is a predicted model, not a curated record. The transcript is spliced from 4 exons. Gene Ontology annotation, cellular component: plasma membrane. NCBI's taxonomy places the organism in Eukaryota, Metazoa, Chordata, Lepidosauria, Squamata, Sphaerodactylidae. Gene Ontology annotation, molecular function: stretch-activated, monoatomic cation-selective, calcium channel activity.
AUGAGCGGGGCGGGCGGAGGCCUCCCGCCCCGGCGCUCGCCCACUUUGCCCCGCAGCCCCGUCUCGGAGGUGCUGCAGGCUCCUGCUUACGCUGCUGUGCCGCGGCGGCGGAGGCGGCGGCCGGGCGAGGGCAGCGAUGUCCGGGCGGGGCGGGCGCGCGGGGCGUCCGGCCGGCGGGCAGGAGGCGGGCAGCGGGCAGCGGCGCCGGAGCAGAGGCCAGCAGUGAGGCGCAGCCCGGCCAGCCAGCCAGCAGCAGGCCCCGCCGACCCGGAGCGAGCGAGCGGGCAGCGAGCAGCAGCAGCCAGCCAGCCAGCCAGCCAGCCAGCGAGCGAGCAGCGCGGCGUGCGGAGGCUGGGGGCGCCUGGGCGGGCGGAGGGGGCCGGGCCGCCGGGCCAGCGAUGGCGGCGCCGCCGUUGCUGCUGCUGCUGCUGCUGCUGCCGGGCCGGGGGGGCGGCGGCGGCGGAGGUAGGUAGCGGUCCCGGGGAGGGGGCGCGGCCAGGCGCCGCCGCCGCCCGCCCUGGGCGCGGCAGGCUACCACGCCGGCCCCAGAGCGCGCGCCGGGGCGCGGAUGCCCCCCAGCCAGGCCGAGAAGCCCGUUGCCGACGGCGAGGCGGCCCAGCGCUGGCGCCGCUCGCUGGCCUCGCGCCUCUUCCUGACCGUGCUGCUGUCGGACCAGCUGUGGCUGUGCGCGGGGGCCCAGCUGCGCGCCAAGGACCGGAGCUUAGGCGGCGGCGGCGGCGGAGGAGGAGGCGGAGGAGGAGGCGGCGGCGGCGGAGACGACCCCUGCCCGGCCCCGCUGGGCGCGCCCGCCUGCAGCCCGCCGGCCCCGCCGCCCUCCGCCGUGCCUCUGCCCUCCGCCGCCCGCCUGUGGGAGCGGCACCUGGCCACCUUCCGCCUGGCCUUCUGCGACGGCUACACGCUGUGGGACCUGCUGCGGGGCAUGGCCGGCCCGGAGAGCCUCGACUGCAGCCUGGACGCCCUGCUGGGCGAGUGGCGGGCGGCGCGCGGAGGCGGCGGCGGAGAGGCCUGCAGCGGCUGCCUGGAGGCUUACCAGAGGCUGGACCACCACGCUCAGGAAAAAUACCAGGAGUUCGACCUCUUGCUGGACAGGGUACACGGGCGAGGAGCUACUUCCGUCCCCGGCUCCUGCCUGGGGCCGGCUGCAAGGCUGUCUACAAGGCUUGGCUGUGCUCUGAGUAUUUCAACGUGACACAACUGCAGUGUCAACAACGGAUUCCAUGCAAGCAAUACUGCCUGGAGGUGCAGACUCGAUGCCCCUUUGUGUUGCCUGACAAUGAUGAACUGGUCUAUGGAGGGCUGCCUGGCUUCAUCUGUACAGGGUUGCUAGAGAACCAAUUUCCCAGUGCAGAAGCAAAGUGCUGUGAUGUGCAGUGGGACUCCUGUGACCGCCAGCCGGACAGCAGCUCCAACGCCUCCACCAAGUCCACGGAAUCAGAGUCAUUCCACAAGCAGCACCAUGACACUCCCCUUCACCAGCAACAGCAGCAUCACUACCAUCUCUACUACCAUCACCACCAGCACCACCAGCCCCACCCAUCACUGCUGCCCGUUUCUGCAGGGUCUCGCCUCAGCAACAGCAAGAUCCGGCUGUGCGUCCUUGUCCUUAUGCUUCUCCACACCAUGGUGUCCUUCUCAACGGUGCACAGCAGUGGGGCCAUAACCAGUGGGGGGCUGAGUGUGGAGGUCCUUCCCAUGGAUGAGAGCCUGGCAAGAGACGAGUGAGUGAGCGAGCCAGAGGGGAAAGUGAACCUGCAAGCAGAAUGCCUGCUCCUUCCCAUCACGGGUGGGGGAGCACAUGCUAUUCCUCCAAUUGGAGGCACGGGAUUGGGGGUGAUGCACACAAACCCACCCCCACAUGGAGCCCCCCUCACGGAGCAGUUCAUCACAGGCCCCUCCUGUGAUGAAGAGUCUGGUGUGCACAGGGGUGUGGCGGUUCAAUCUUGAGAAGGGUUUGGUUAGUCACAGGCCUUAAGCUAACUGUUCUCAGCUUAAAGGCCCAGGGAUGUAAUGCAAACAGAUCCUGUGGAAGCAGAAAGGGGAGAGGUGGGAGAGGUAAAUGCUCUCGUGGCCACACGUGGAAUGUGCCAUUUCAGCACGAAAAGUAAUGAUCUAUUUCGUCAAAUGGGUAGCUUGCCCUUGGGAACGAGGGAAACUGCUUGGCAGAGACCCUUCUCCCUCGCAGUGGAUCAGCUGAGCCCACACUAGUCAUGCUGAAGAAGUGCUCUCCUUUCUUCCUCCUCCCCAUGUUUAAGGCUAGAAUCCUUCCCCCGCCCCCCACACAAGCAGAUGACUCCCAAACAUGCCUUUCCACUCUCUAGUCCAAGUCAGGGCUCCUGAUGGGAAUAUCCUUCCACGACGGUGACACUGGUUUUUGUGUUUCCAGAAGGGCUUGUUUUCUGAGGUUGGCUGCAUUAACCUCCCUGUCAUUCGAGAUGCUGCAAACGGCUAUUGCAGUCUAUACCUCACCCUGAGUCAACGUGCUGAUGAAUGCUUCACUUUGCCAAAUGGUUUAAGUGGGAGUAAGUCUGUUACUGAAGAAGCAUGAAGCUUCAUGGGAAGUCUCCUAGUCAUGGGACUAAUGUGACGAAACAGUCCUUAUCUCAGACAGUGGACUGCUGCUCCCCCCCCCAAAAGGAUUUUUUUCUCUUAAUUUUUAACACUGAUUGUGCCCAUACCCACCUAUGCACCAAUUCCCUAGAUGCCUUGUGGGGUUUUGUUUCUAUUUGGAGUGCACAUGUGUGUUUCCACAGCCCUUCAGUAAAUUAGGAGUCCCAUUCCUUUUUCUUUUGGGGUAUGCAUGCAUCACAAUCGGGCCCCUGCCUUUGUGUCAAUUCAGAACUGCGGGUCUUUUCAAUUAAUUCCCCUGACUCAGCCCCAAAAGAAGGAAACGUGCAAAGAUUAGUGCCAAGACCUCAAAGAACAAAGAAUGAGGAUUGAAUCCAUCCUAAAGAAUUUCAGAUGGAUUUGUAACUGGUUUAAAUAUCAGGGACACCCUGGAACACAUAUACUUUCAUGAGGAUGCCGAGAAUUCUACACCCACGCACCUCCUAAGAGAUUUUCCAGCAUGCAGGUUGUGCUGUCUUUUGGAAUAUGCAAGCCUAGCAAACAGAAGACUGGCAGGAGAUCCCGCUCCUGUAUACACAUAUUCUGUGGGACCCUGUGUCACCUGGGUGUAGAGAUGUCUGAGAUGCUGUAUCCAACAAAAGCCUUGGCCAGGAUUGUGUCCUUCCCACACCCCAAGCAGUCCCCUUGAUAGGGUCCCAAAGGAGGUGGGGGCUCAAAAAGUCUCACAGCUGGAGACAUGGAAUCUUUUUCACAGGCCAGUAAGGUGUGGUUAAGGCUUCGGGAAGCUCAAACACCUGCCAGUUCAGCUGAACCCCAUUUGCAAUCAAUCGAUGGAUUGACCUGCUGCUUAAAACCUGUUCAGGUGUAUUUGCUGGAACAAGCUACUUGCAGCCAGCAGAAGCCAAUAACAGACUGAUGAAAGAUCUAUUGGGAAUCAAAUUCUGAUCUUAUGGGAGUUCUUUUUGGUGGGGGGGGGGGGCUCCCAGCUGAUUACCUGGAAGGUAGUUUUCUUUUUCUUUUUAUCACCUUUCACCCUGGAAAUUUUGUUGCUCGGAGGUCCCUGCUUAGCUGCAGCCGCUUCUGGGCAGAAGUGCUGAGUAGUCUUCUUUAGUGCCGUCUGACAUCUUGGACAGCAGCAUCUGCCUCCAAAGUUAGCCAGGAUGGGUUCCUCCUUGAGCUCAUUCACUAUUGAUUAGGGAUGUCAUUCCUUCCAUAGGCACUGGCCAUUCAACCCCAACUCUGUCUCUUUGCAGAGGGCCUUUUCUCUAGUAGAGUCUAGCUUCCCAUGCAUUUUAUUUGUGGAGGGCUGUCCUGUUUUCUUUACCCCUGUCUUCCUGAAUAUUUAUUUCCUGUUGCAAUUUGUAUCUGCUCUAGGCUGCUGGUAGCAUUACUGGGUUGAGGGUGUGUCCAGAAGAAACUUCUUGUAUUGCUGGUUCCAUCAUUUAAUGCUGAACAGGAAAUGCAAGGAGCAAGCCCACAAAAAGCCCACGUUGCGGUGCAGGAUUUUCCCCAUCCCCGUUUGCUGUUUGGCCUCUUUCGCCUGCCCUCCUCCUCCCCCCAGGGCAGAUCAGCCAGGAGUUCGGGCCAGGCCCCGUGUGGUUGGCAGCCACUGAACCAGCAGCACUCUUGACGCACAAGAAAUCCCCCAUCUCUAAGUUUACCAUAUUAUAAUUCAUGAGGUCAGAGUUAAGUGAAAACUAAAUGCAAGCAAAGAAAGGAAGCCAGUAGCUGUUUGAGCCAGGGCAAGAGGACUGCUGAGUGUUCCUGAAGCAGAAAUUCCCAGACUGCUGGGUUGUGUGACCAUUCUGUAGAGGAAUCUCUCACAUCUUUGUUGUGCCUGUGCUUCCUUCCUUUCUUCCACUUAGCUUUCUCUGAAGCUGGGCUAUCCUGUGAAUUGGAUGUGAUUGGACCUUUGAAUUGCUUUGAUUCAAAAGCCCAACAGAGGAGAUACUUUAUGUCUCUGCAUGAGUCACUGACUCCUCCGGGUUUGCCUCCAUCCAGUUAGGAAGGAGUCCUGGGAGUGGGGGUGGGGGUGGGGGUGGGUUAACACCAUCUUCUCACGAGUGCACAUUAAUUCAGAUGCCUGUAACUGUCACAAGGUUGGAAAACCUGACUGCCUGAACACUGGGGUGGUCCCAGGCCCUGGAAGCAGUGGCCAGGGAAUUGGGCUGUCAAUCACCUGGGAGCCGGUCGGAGGGCUGAUCAACUAACAAGGCUUGACCACAUCUAGCCCUGUUUCUGUUUCUCAGGCAUAUUUGACUGGGAGGAGGGAACCCGAAUGCUUGUGUCAGCAAAAAACUUUCUGGAGUUUUCACAAGAUGUGGAAACACAAGAAAGAGGACAACAAUCUGAGAAAAGUUGUUUUUCUUGUUGCUGGUGGCCAAAGGGAGCAGGCAGUCAAUAUAAACUGGGGCCUUUUGUAAACAUUCAUCAACAGCUAAAGAUUACCUGCCUGGCUCUAGGCCACUUCUUAAAUGUAACACCUUUGUAUGGGGGGUCAGGCUGACUUGAAGGCACAUGGGCUUCUGCUAAAUCUCAGUCCAAAUCAAUGAUGGGAGAAUAGUUUCAAUAUGUAUAUUAAUUUUGCUCUUCAUAUAAUUUUAAUUCAUACAGCAUUUAUAGUGUUCCAAGUAUUAAAGGAAGAAGCUCAAGAGUAACAAGCAAUCUAACAAACAAUUAAAAAUAAAAUGUCCUGGAAUUCAUGGCUCCAUAACAUGAAAAAGUCGGCCAUUUCUAUACAAAUAAGUGCUCAAUAAUAAGCAUCCAUGUAGCUUGUACACUGUUUUUUGAUAUUGUGGACUCCUGCCAUAUGCUGAAAAUUUAGUUUUGAUGUAGAAAAGUUACAGGGCUCUUCCACACAGAGGUUUUGCUCCACCCACCCCCACGACUGCCGUCUGUCAGGUGGAUUUUUCCCGUCCCCAUGCCAGUGUUCUCUUUCUGUGCCUCUCCUGGUUUUCCUGCAUUUUCUCUCAGACCUGAGAAGAUCACAUUCAAAGUGAGUUUGUGAAUGGGAAGGUGAGGAUUUUCAGCUCUCCGCAGCCUCAUCAGAUACAAUCCCCCACCCAUUUUCUUCUGCAUGUCCAUCACCUCUGACACCAGCAGGCUUUUAAAAGAUCAAUAGUAGGUAUAUUGUUAUAGUAUCCUGUCACUACAGUGAUAAACUCACAAUUUUUUAAAGCUAAGAAAAAAUCAAUAGAGGUAGGUAGUGGGAAUUAUGGGUGCAAAGAGAGCCAGCGUGGCGUCGUGGUAAAGAGUUGGUACACUCUAAUCUGGAGAACUGGGUUUGAUUCCCCACUCUGCCACUUGAGCUGUGGAGGCUUAUCUGGUGAACCAAAUUAUCUUGUG